Molecule: messenger RNA, 207 nt
Organism: Pseudogymnoascus destructans
Lineage: Eukaryota; Fungi; Ascomycota; Leotiomycetes; Thelebolales; Thelebolaceae
Gene: RPS28A
Product: 40S ribosomal protein S28
Exons: 3
Coding region: 1-207 (68 amino acids)
Biological process (GO): translation; ribosomal small subunit assembly; maturation of SSU-rRNA
Cellular component (GO): cytosolic small ribosomal subunit; ribosome
Molecular function (GO): structural constituent of ribosome
Source: RefSeq, a predicted model, not a curated record
AUGGAUACCUCAAAGGUCCCAGUCAAGCUCGUUAAGGUCACCCGCGUUUUGGGCCGUACCGGUUCCCGUGGAGGUGUUACUCAGGUCAGAGUUGAGUUCAUGGACGACACCACCCGCAGCAUUAUCCGCAACGUCAAGGGCCCAGUCCGUGAGGAUGAUAUCCUGUGCCUACUCGAGUCCGAGCGUGAGGCAAGAAGGUUGAGAUAA